Cadophora gregata is the source of this 1298-nucleotide messenger RNA. RefSeq lists its product as uncharacterized. The record is from RefSeq and is a predicted model, not a curated record. NCBI's taxonomy places the organism in Eukaryota, Fungi, Ascomycota, Leotiomycetes, Helotiales, Ploettnerulaceae. The coding region runs from base 300 to 1058 and encodes 252 amino acids. The transcript has a single exon.
AUGAAGAUCCCACGCAAUGUAAAUCAUUCCUAUCUCGGAAGUUCCGGUCUGCAUGUUUAUCAGCCGGACCUAAUCAGCCCGUUUUGACCUAAAAUCUCGCUUACUGCGACCCCGCCCCCUUUUCGCUUAAGCGAGGUAAGCAAACGACGACAUCGAACUGUGACGGCAGCAGCACAUUGCCCCUCGUGCUGAGAGUGAAUGCCAGACUUGUCCACCGCUCACUUUCUUUAGACUUCAAAGUGCUCGUAGUGUUGCCAUCCAAGUAUUCGUGGUUACUGUUAUGACAGCAUUGGAUCACGAUGCCUACUAUGGAUCAAUUGUCAGGUCUCUUCAGAAAAAAGUCGUCGGAGUCAUCUAAAGAUGAUGAGAGCCAGCAACCAUUUCUACCUGAAAAUAUUGCUGUAUCCAAAGGGGCCAAAAUUCCUUCAUCCUUUCGAAUUAAGCACGUUGUCAUCCUUAUCGCAACAGCAAUAUCCAGCAUUACUAUCCUCGGUCUAUUCUACGCAGUUCUCAGACAUCCAGACCCGACGCCGAUACCGACAUCUUCAUCAGUUGUCCCAGAUCAAAUCUUAGAAUGCGGAACCUCAGCAUCAGAAGCUAGGUCAAAAGGCUGCGUCUUCGAUGUCAUGAACUACGCAUGGAUACCAACUCCGUGCUUCAACAAAACUCUCUCUGAUGAGUACUGGGAAGGGCUAGUCUCUCACGGAAUCGAAUUCUGGAGCGAUGCUUCAAGAUCGGAACUUUUGUCUCACGAAGAUAUUCUCGCUGCAAGGCAUGAAUAUUCAUACACCUCGUGGCUGCUCCACCUCAAGCAUUGCCAGUAUCUUAUCCAUCGACAACUUCAGUGCCUGACUUAUGGCACCCCGGUGGACAAUGUUUCAAGGAACAUUUCCCAUGCAGAGCAUUGUCUGGAAGAAGUCAGGAGUCCUGGAGAUAUCAAGACUAUGCUGUUCACUGGGACAGCAUAUUUGAAGUGUGCUCAGGGAGUUGGGGAUAUUGGACCGAUCUAUUGGAAUGAUCCUCCGAAAUCUGCAGAAGUUCAUCCAAGAUUGCUCUGAAGUUGUUUAAAGGAGUUUUCAGUAUCUAUUGUCAUUAAAUUUUGAGGGGAAUGGAUGUAGGGGAAGAAAUGCAUUGGUUUCCAUAUUUGCUUGGGGGGCCAAGGCGGUGUUUGAAACCAUACAGUACGGGGUCUACUGGGUCUACUCACUUAUGAGAAGUCUUUUAAAGCUUGGAUCUACCCUUGUUAGGGCUUUCUUAUCCAUAAUAAAACAAUCAAGGAACUCAAUUGCAAAAACUCC